Molecule: messenger RNA, 1722 nt
Organism: Chrysochloris asiatica (Cape golden mole)
Lineage: Eukaryota; Metazoa; Chordata; Mammalia; Afrosoricida; Chrysochloridae
Gene: COIL
Product: coilin
Exons: 7
Coding region: 1-1722 (573 amino acids)
Biological process (GO): spliceosomal snRNP assembly
Cellular component (GO): Cajal body
Molecular function (GO): U1 snRNA binding; U2 snRNA binding
Source: RefSeq, a predicted model, not a curated record
AUGGCAGCCUCCGAGACGGUUAGACUACGACUUCAAUUUGACUAUCCACCGCCAGCCACCCCGGACUGCACGGUCUUCUGGCUUCUCGUUGACUUAAGCAGAUGCCGAGUUGUCACAGAUCUCAUCAGUCUUGUCCGCCAGCGCUUUGGCUUCAGUUCUGGAGCCCUCCUAGGCCUCUACCUGGACGGGGGGCUCCUGCCCCCUGGCGAGAGUGCGCGCCUGGUGCGAGACAACGACUGCCUCAGAGUUAAAUUAGAAGAAGGUGUUACGGAGAGUCCUGUAGUAGCCAGCAAUGGUGACAGUACUAAUGUAUUACCUAAAAAAGCAAAGAAGCGGGCAUUUAAAUUGGUGGAGGAUGAAGAAGAUGAACUAGGUUACAAAUGUUCAAGGAAGUGUUGGAAGAAGCAAGAGGACAAUGACCAUGAGAAGACCCUGGAUGGGGAACCAAAAACUGCCAUAAACCAAAAUGUGAGGAAAAAAACUAAGAGGAAAAACAAAGCAGCAUGUGAUGAUGAUGGUAGAGAGACCAGAAGAAAAUCACCAAAGAAAAAGGAGAAAGGUGAAUUUAAAAGACAAAUAAAGAAUCACAAGUCUCCUAAAGCACAGGCUGUGAAAGACUGGGCCAUCAAGAACUGUAGUCCGCCAAAAGGCUCGCCUGUUAGAAACAGCCUGGUGAAAGUCAGAAAGAAAGGUGGGAUAGGCAUUUGUGCAAAAGAUAGCCCCAAUUCCUCAUCAGAGUCUGAGUCAUCGCAUGAAUCCACCAGUGAUGGCCUCAGCAAUGCUGUUUCGGAGGUUAAGAAGUCCUCAGAGAAAGUAUCAACUGGAUUACCAAAAGAAGGAUCCUCUGUGAAAAACACAACUAAGAAAAAACUGGUUUCAAAAACUAACUUCAGCCUCACCCCUGUCAAGGGCAAGGCCACCAACACAUCAUCUUCUAGUUCAGACUCCAGUUCUGAGUCAGAUGAUGAGAGCACAGUGUCUCAGAGAACCCCGGAGUGCGCUGCAAGUCUCUUAAAGACAGUGGGCCUUUUCGCAGGAAAAGGUGGCGCAGGGCCAGACUUGUUGACCCAGACUCGAAGUGCUCCUGGAUGGAAGCAUUCCGAUUCACAUGGGGGCAGACAGGCUUCUGGUCCUUCCAACUUGUCUCUCCCCACCAGUUUGGGAAGAGGAUGGGGUAGAGGAGAGGACCUUCUUUCUUGGAAAGGAUCCAGGGGCCGGGGCGUGCGGGGCAGAGGUCGAGGACGAGGGCAAACCAUUCCCUGUGUUUUAAAUCGAAACAGUGAACUUCAGAAGCAGCAGCAGUUAAAUGAAAUGUUAACAAACUCAUCUACUAUUAUACAGAAUCCAGUAGAAAUGCACAAGAAGGACUACAGUACAUUACCACUAUUAGCAGCUGCCCCUCAAGUUGGAGAAAAGAUUGCAUUCAAGCUUUUGGAACUAACAUCUGAUUAUUCUCCUGAUGUUUCUGAUUACAAGGAAGGAAAAAUAUUAAGCCACAACCCAGAGACCCAACAAAUGGAUAUAGAAAUCCUUUCAUCUUUACCUGCCAUGAGAGAACCUGGGAAAUUUGAUCUGGUUUAUCACAAUGAGAAUGGAGCUGAGGUGGUGGAGUAUGCUGUGACGCAGGACAAGAGGAUCACUGUGUGUUGGAGAGAAUUGAUUGAUCCCAGACUAAUUGUGGAAUCUAUAAGUAACAACGCAUCAAGCACAGAACUUGCCUGA